Molecule: messenger RNA, 3791 nt
Organism: Paramormyrops kingsleyae
Lineage: Eukaryota; Metazoa; Chordata; Actinopteri; Osteoglossiformes; Mormyridae
Gene: otop1
Product: otopetrin 1
Biological process (GO): proton transmembrane transport; inner ear morphogenesis
Cellular component (GO): membrane
Molecular function (GO): proton channel activity
Source: RefSeq, a predicted model, not a curated record
GUUACACGAAAACAACAGGACAUUUGUAUCAGCAUUAGUCUGGACCUUUUUAUUGAGAUCGGAACGGGAAGAAAAAGAAAAAAGAAAAAAAACGAACAUUUCCUCCUGACCUGGGACUUAUAUAGCCUGAUAUGAAGGUGCCGCAGUCUUUAUUUUCCUCAGUUAUGCUGUAAAGAGUAACUUAAAGUAGUUUUUACUUGGAUUUUACUGGGGAAUGGUAGAGCACAACGGUAUGGAUAUUACCUCCCUGAACAAGUACACAUCUGAUCCCGCUGUUCAUCCUGGUCCAGCCAAGGUUAAAGAUGUGUUUAUUAAGGGCUGGAGUGAUUACCCGGAGAGGACCUCCCGGGUGCUUAGCGCCCAGUAUGGCCUCAAUCUGUUCAUAAUGGGGUCCUCCUUGAUGCUAGCCUUCUCACAUGAGGGCACCCCUAUCCAUGAGGAGCACGUCAUGGUCUUCAUGUCGGGUGUCAUGAUCAUCCAGAUUCUCUGGAUGUUAUGGUAUGCCUUGAAAAGGGUUACAGUCCAGAGAGGCGUCGAGCAAGAUAUCGAUGUGCACGCCGGCCCAUGGUACAUAAGAGCCGGUUUAACAGUUCUGGCGCUGCUUUCCUUAUGCUUGGAUAUUUUGCGAGUCGGUUACUACGUCGGCCACAGAGUUUGCCUUGACACCCGAUUUGGGCUCUUCGCCUUCGUUAAAUUUUUUCACACAGCUUCACAGAUCUAUUUCCUUUGGUUUCACGUAUGUGAUGUCGUCAUGGGCUUAGAGACUUUCGAAAGGUUUGGCGUGAUGCACGCCAUCUUCACCAACCUUAUUGUUUGGGGCAAUGGUGUUAUGGUAGAGUCUGACCACUACUUGGACUUAGCACUGGCUUUCGUGAACUUCACUGUAGAUGCCCAUGCACCUGACUGUAACUGCAGUAGUGGCAUCUGCAUUGCAUAUACUAAAAGUGUCUACUAUCUGUACCCGUUCAACGUCGAAUACCACGUAAUAGUAUCCGCCAUACUUUUUUGCAUGUGGAUGAACAUCGGCCAGGUCCUUAUACACCAGACCCCUCGAGGAACAACCAAAGUCAAGCCUGUGGCAGUGAUCAUAGGCCCAGUGCUGGGCAUGCUUGCCAUUUGUAGCACCAUCGCAGUCUUGGUGAUUUACCUCUCCAAGAUGGGUGGAAACACGGAAACACGAGAUUGGGCCAUCUCAGUGUUUUAUAUCUACGGCAUUGUCAUGCUCUUUUCCAUGAGCGUAGCGUCAAUAGUGGGCCUCCUGCUCUACCGGAUGGACCAUUCACCAUUGGACAACUUACAGAUCACCCCAAGGGGGCUGGAUGCACAGCUACUCUUUGCCACGUCCAUGGGAGCCUGGCUCUUGUCCUGGUGCAGUAUUGUGGCUGUUUUGGCUAACCCGACUUACGAGAGCUACCGCUGGACUAACUUUACAUACUCCCUUCUGAUGGUUCUUCAGAAGUAUGUGCAGAACCUCUUCAUCAUCGAGGCACUCUAUCGCUCUGCUGGGGAGGGAGCAACUGAGCCUCCCUCACAGGUCUUCUCAGUGACCACCCCAGAUGCAUCCCAAAAUGGAGCUGUGAAUCCUGCCUUUGAACAGCAGGAGGCAGAUGCAUCCCCCGACCCCAAUAUCCCAACAGGCCCCAAUCCAGAAAGGCCUUCUCCUGAUUUCCUGAGAGUAAAACAAGAGGCCCUGAAGAACGUCUCCAUCUUCUUGCUCCUCUGCAACGUCUCUCUGUGGCUAAUACCAGCAUUUGGCUGCCGACCCCAGUAUGAUAAUGAGCUGGAGCAAGAGACCUUUGGCUUUGAGAUGUGGACCACUUUGGUGAACAUUGCCAUGCCUGUGAACCUCUUCUACCGCAUGCACUCCGUCGGGGCCCUCUUUGAUGUCUAUAUUAGGGUGUGAACCAUGGAAACAGGAGUCCUCCUGCUGCAGCAUGUCCUGUCAAGAAUCAAGGUAUUCUACAUGACAUGCUGUUGUUUCAGACCAUUAUAGAGUGUUGAAAACCAUGUAGGGUGAGAAGGAAGGUGUGUCGGUCACAAACGGACGAUCACAUUUGGUGCUCUCUUUUCUGCAUGAGUCGCUGAAACACCACCAAAAAAAUAACAGAAAAUGGUAGAUUGGACUGUAAAGUUAUAUACUUGAAUUUCUUUUCACUCAGUCACCUUUGAUUCCCAUUUUAAUAAGUGAUGUUUUGCAUGAGAUCCCAAUUAUGUAGAUUUUUUUUGCUGUUUUAACGCACAGUGCCUUUCACAUAUGGACAACAACAAGAAACAAAAAAAAAAAUAAUGGGAUGGAUGUUUAACAAGAUAUUUUUAAAAUAGCGUGAGUUCCAAAUAUCGGAGAGAAGUCCUGGCUGAGUUUUGUUGCGAUGAAGAUGCAAUUUUAUCGUUGUGGAUGCUUUAAAUUUUAUGUACUGUCAGAGAACAUUUAUGAAGCAUGUAUGACAGCUUUAUGACCAUGAUACCUAACUUACCAACUCGCACUGACAAAGGCUUCAAGUGAGAACUAAAAAGGCAUAUAUGUAUAUUGUGUAUAAUAUAAAUCAACAGUAAAUCAUAUCUAAAUAAAGGACUAUCGUAACUCAACUGAACUAAACCAUUGUUUUUACAAAGUCCCUACUGGUCAAUAUUGACUAAACCGAAAACGAGUCACUUGUCAAUUUUUUGUGAACUUGUAAUUCUGUGCUGAUGAAGAUGCUUUGGAAAGUACACUUAUCGCAAAUUUUACCUGUAAUGUUAAUGCUAGCAUAGUACUGCCGUCAUCAUUUUUUAUGUAAUCUUUUAUCGUGAGGAUGUUUCAAACAUAGCGACUUAGAACUGAAUACGUAAACCUGUGGGACACUUGAAGCCUGUGGCCGACCAAUGAGAUGUGUACUCUUGUUACAUACAUGUUGUCUUUGAUAAGAAUCAUUUUGCCUGUUUAUUUUUUACAUAGUUUUAUGGUCAUAUUGUUAUUUUCUGUUAGAAUGUCAUUGAACAGUUGGUUUGUGCUCUGCUGCUUCUGAAGAGAUGAGUUUCGUCCACUGGCAGUCCAGCCUUUGCAUACCAUAUCUCUCAUUGUAGUCAUGCAUCUUCCUUUAACCACAAAGGACUAAAUGGACGGUGGGUGGGGAUUUUGGGGUUUUAUCUGACCACAGCAUCUUGGAGAAGAAUAGCUUGGUCAAGCUGAAAUCUCAUCGUUUAGAGGGGGCUGGGGAAUUUAGCUUUAUUCCAAGCCUCCCACCAAAGAUCAUGGUCCUCCAGUUCGUUUUAAACCCCGCUUGGCCAUCUGGAUGUUGGCGUGUAACUCUCUCAAAUUCACACCAGUGCACGGCUCCUCAUAGGAUAUGGCAGCGGACACACGUUUGGGACCUCGCCUGUGGGGAACACCUUGUUGCCCCAUUUUCCAAGAGGAAGACUGCCUCAUGUCUAAGCCCACUUUGUGAGCUUCAGCUGUGAGCCCCCAUCAGAGCAGGGAACCAGCAGAACUCAUGAUUCCAGAGCCCACUGUGGACAUUCCCAUGGUCAGAUUUCCACUGCAGAGAGUUACAUCCCAUCUACUUGAGGUCUUCUCUCCACCACUGAGAGUGCCUGCGCAGCUCCACUUGCAUCGCCAGCUUGGACCGGGGAGAUGUUCCGUUGAUUUUGCAAUGAAAUGAUGAAUAUUGACGUUGCUACUGCUUUAUUUGGUUCAUCAAGGUUUUGAAAAAUAUAUUACAACCCUAAUCUGGUGGUAUUAUCCUUGUGAGACUUUAUGUUUUUAAUAUUAGCCUUCUCUCACUGCAAUGGUUUUAUUUUUCUCAAUUUCUGUU